AAAUACGGAAGGUACGGAAGGUGCACCAACCAUCCACAUCGAAAUCUUUCACGCUGCUUUCACGUUAACCAUUUGCCCAUGUGUAUUUGACUUCGGACAUUUUACUGAAAGUUUCAGCCGGAGGAUCUUCAACACAAUCUGAUCAUCACAAAAUCGUUAAAAUGGUGGUCUACUUCAAAAGUGAUGUUGAGAAUCCACCUAUCACUCUGUUCAUGGGAAACGACAAAUAUGAAAACGAAGACCUUAUUAAAUGGGGCUGGCCUGAAGAUGUAUGGUUCCAUGUGGACCAACUCUCAUCUGCACACGUUUACCUUCGUCUAGCUCCAGGUCAAACUAUCAAAGAAAUUCCUCCAGCUGUGUUAGAGGAUGCUGGCCAGCUGGUGAAGGCAAACAGCAUUUCUGGAUGCAAAAUGAAUGAAGUAGAUGUAGUUUAUACAAUGUGGAGUAACCUGAGAAAAACCCCAGAGAUGGACGUUGGUCAAGUUGGGUUCCAUAAUGAUAAAGAGGUUCGUAAACUGAAAAUCUCAAAAAAUAAUCUAAUAGUUAAAAGACUGGAAAAAACUCGUGAAGUGGACCCACAGCCAGAUCUACGGCACCAACGUGAAGAGCGAGACAGGAAUGAAAAAGAAGGGAAGAAAAAACAACAAAAGGAAGAAUUGGCCAAGCAGAAAGAAGAGGAAAGAAGGCGGAAGGAGGAAGCCGAGACUAGGAGUUACACAACCCUUAUGAAAUCUGAAAAUAUGAAGACCAACUUGGAUGGAGGCAGUGACUCGGAUGACUUCAUGUAAAUGGCAUUUUGGUGUGUUAAUUGUAUUAAAAUAUUUCCCAGUUAGUCA
Molecule: messenger RNA, 836 nt
Organism: Thrips palmi
Lineage: Eukaryota; Metazoa; Arthropoda; Insecta; Thysanoptera; Thripidae
Product: coiled-coil domain-containing protein 25
Exons: 6
Coding region: 162-788 (208 amino acids)
Source: RefSeq, a predicted model, not a curated record